Aethalodelphis obliquidens (Pacific white-sided dolphin) is the source of this 2886-nucleotide messenger RNA. It is a transcript of the gene PCIF1, whose product is annotated as phosphorylated CTD interacting factor 1. The transcript has 17 exons. Gene Ontology annotation, cellular component: nucleus. Bases 691 to 2805 code for a protein of 704 amino acids. Gene Ontology annotation, molecular function: RNA polymerase II C-terminal domain binding; mRNA (2'-O-methyladenosine-N6-)-methyltransferase activity. The record is from RefSeq and is a predicted model, not a curated record. NCBI's taxonomy places the organism in Eukaryota, Metazoa, Chordata, Mammalia, Artiodactyla, Delphinidae.
GCGCACCGCCCACUCAGGUCCUGGGGCCCCAGCGGGUGUGCUUGCGGGGGAAACUGAGGCAGGGAGCGUGCUCGUGGGAUCAUUCCUGCCUCAGUCCACACCCCAGGGCCCGCAAAGCUGCCUCCCGCUCCUCAGACCCGCAUGAACAGCAGGGAAGGACGGCAGGAAGGGGAGGGGGCCCACAGCAAGCGAGGUCUAAAGAGUCGGCCUGUCCUGCCACACUCAAGAUGGCGGCGCGGCAGCGGCGAGGUCCCUCAGAGGCGGUACCAGCGCAUGCGCAGCGCGGAGUCCCGGCCCGGGACACAAGAUGGCGGCAGCGGCGUUGGGGAGGGCGAGGCGGAGGCGGCAAAACGGGCGGUCGAGCAGAACGUGUAGCCGCGUCCCCUCGAGUCCGCUGCGGGCAGUUGCUGAUGCAAGGAAUCCCCUGGGCUCCCGUCCACUCCACUGCUGACCAGCCCACACGCCUGCACUGCACGCUUUCCUGCAGGCCUCCCCACUGCCUCUGUGGGACCAGGGGGUCCAUCUGGCCGGAGAAGAAAGCCCUCUCAUGCUAGCGUUGCAGACCCCAGAGGGUGAGAGAAAGAGGGACCUUGUUCAGCCUUGAGACCUGUGGGUCCGCCCCGAGGCACCGGGAAUUCCUCUUCCCCAGAGGACCAAGGCAUCUCCCCUUGGUCCGGUGUGGGUGCUGAGAUGGCCAAUGAGAAUCACGGCAGCCCCCGGGAGGAAGCAUCCUUGUUGAGUCACUCCCCAGGCACCUCCAAUCAGAGCCAGCCCUGUUCUCCAAAGCCCGUCCGCCUGGUGCAGGACCUCCCAGAGGAGCUGGUGCACGCUGGCUGGGAGAAGUGCUGGAGCAGAAGGGAGAACCGUCCCUACUACUUCAACCGAUUCACCAACCAGUCCCUGUGGGAGAUGCCCGUGCUGGGCCAGCACGAUGUGAUUUCGGACCCUUUGGGGCUGAAUGCGACCCCCCUGCCCCAAGACUCAAGCUUGGUGGAAACCCCCCCGGCUGAGAACAAGCCCCGAAAGCGGCAGCUCUCGGAAGAGCAGCCCAGCGGCAAUGGCGUGAAGAAGCCCAAGAUUGACAUCCCCAUGACACCCACGGGCCCGUCAGUGCCCAGCUCCCCCAGCGUCCCAGGAACCCCAACCCUGAAGAUUUGGGGGACAUCCCCUGAAGAUAAACAGCAGGCAGCUCUCCUCCGACCCACUGAGGUGUACUGGGAUCUCGACAUUCAGACCAACGCUGUCAUCAAGCACCGGGGGCCAUCAGAGGUGCUGCCUCCGCAUCCCGAGGUGGAGCUGCUCCGUUCCCAGCUCAUCCUGAAGCUUCGGCAGCACUACCGGGAGCUGUGCCAGCAGCGAGAGGGCAUCGAGCCCCCCCGGGAAUCCUUCAACCGCUGGAUGUUGGAGCGCAAGGUCGUGGACAAAGGCUCUGAUCCUCUGUUGCCGAGCAACUGCGAACCGGUCGUGUCACCUUCCAUGUUUCGCGAAAUCAUGAAUGACAUUCCCAUCAGGUUAUCCCGAAUCAAGUUCCGGGAGGAAGCCAAGCGUCUGCUCUUCAAAUACGCAGAGGCUGCCAGGCGGCUCAUCGAGUCCAGGAGUGCAUCUCCCGACAGCAGGAAGGUGGUCAAGUGGAACGUGGAGGAUACCUUCAGCUGGCUGCGGAAGGACCACUCCGCCUCCAAGGAGGAUUAUAUGGAUCGCCUGGAGCAUCUGCGGAGGCAGUGUGGCCCCCACGUCUCGGCCGCAGCCAAGGACUCCGUGGAGGGUAUCUGCAGUAAGAUCUACCACAUCUCUCUGGAGUAUGUCAAACGGAUCCGAGAGAAGCACCUUGCCAUUCUCAAGGAAAACAACAUCCCAGAGGAGGUGGAGGCCCCCGAGGUGGAGCCCCGCCUGGUGUACUGCUAUCCAGUACGGCUGGCCGUGUCUGCACCUCCCAUGCCCAGCGUGGAAAUGCACGUGGAGAAUAACGUGGUCUGCAUCCGGUAUAAGGGCGAGAUGGUCAAGGUCAGCCGCAACUACUUCAGCAAGCUGUGGCUCCUUUACCGCUACAGCUGCAUCGACGAUUCUGCCUUUGAGAGGUUCCUGCCCCGAGUCUGGUGUCUUCUCCGCCGGUACCAGAUGAUGUUCGGCGUGGGCCUCUACGAGGGGACAGGCCUGCAGGGGUCGCUGCCCGUGCACGUCUUCGAGGCCCUCCACCGGCUUUUCGGCGUCAGCUUUGAGUGCUUCGCCUCACCCCUCAACUGCUACUUUCGCCAGUACUGCUCCGCCUUCCCCGACACGGACGGCUACUUCGGCUCCCGCGGGCCCUGCCUGGACUUCUCCCCGCUGAGUGGGUCCUUCGAGGCCAACCCUCCCUUCUGCGAGGAGCUCAUGGAUGCCAUGGUCUCUCACUUUGAGAAACUGCUCGAGAGCUCGCCAGAGCCCCUGUCCUUCAUCGUGUUCAUCCCCGAGUGGCGGGAACCCCCGACCCCAGCGCUCACCCGCAUGGAGCAGAGCCGCUUCAAGCGCCACCAGCUGGUCCUGCCCGCCUUCGAGCACGAGUACCGCAGCGGCUCCCAGCAUGUCUGCAAGAAGGAGGAAAUGCACUACAAGGCUGUCCACAGCACGGCCGUGCUCUUCCUACAGAACGACCCUGGAUUUGCCAAGUGGGGGCCAACGCCUGAGCGGCUGCAGGAGUUGAGCGCCGCCUACCGGCAGUCGGGCCGCAGCCAUGGCUCUGUCGGCUCCUCGUCGUCCUCCUCGGAGGCCAAGGACAGGGACUCAGGCCGCGAGCAGGGCCCCAGCCGGGAGCCUCACUCCACUUAACACAUCCUGCGGGGAGGAGGAGCCCCAGGGUGCUGGUCUGGACUGCUGGCGCUCAGGCCUCUUGGGGCUGAGUGGAUCCCA